Molecule: messenger RNA, 1508 nt
Organism: Lycium barbarum (goji berry)
Lineage: Eukaryota; Viridiplantae; Streptophyta; Magnoliopsida; Solanales; Solanaceae
Product: loganic acid O-methyltransferase-like
Exons: 3
Coding region: 347-1303 (318 amino acids)
Biological process (GO): methylation
Molecular function (GO): S-adenosylmethionine-dependent methyltransferase activity
Source: RefSeq, a predicted model, not a curated record
UAGCAAGGUAAAAACCUAUGUUGCUCGGAUUCGGGUGCGGGUGUCGGAUACGGGUAUGGAUCUAGAGGUCGGACUCGGCAUGAUCUAAAUUUUAAGAUUUGUGGGUACGGAUCCGGGUACGGAUACGGGUGCGGGAAUUCGGCAAAAAUAAUUCAAAAUUUUAAUAAUAUAGCUACAAGAAUAUGCCUAGAUUAUGAGAGCUUUUUGUGGAAGCACCUACAUGUAGUUUGUACCAGACAUGUGAUUCAAUCUUCCAUUCUACUAGGUGCUAGACUGCGUGCUCCGAGAAACUAGUUAAAUUUUCUACAUAAUAUUGAAGAGAGAAGUUUUAGAUGGUGCAAAGGAGAUGGUCAGAGAUGCAAUUGUUGAAAAGCUUGACAUCAAAAGCCUAUUGUUAUCUUCUUCAAACACAUUCCGUAUUACGGACUUGGGAUGUUCAAUUGGACCAAACACAUUCAGCUCAAUGCAACAUAUUGUAGAAGCUGUAAAAUUCAAAUACUAUAAUCAAAUAUUCACAAAUUCCACAAAUAACAUUCUUGAAUUCCAAGUUUUUUUCAAUGACCAUAUCACCAAUGAUUUCAACACUCUCUUUCGAUCACUACCCGUCGAUAUGUCCUAUUAUUCAACCGGAGUUCCAGGAUCUUUCCAUGGAAGAUUAUUUCCAUCGCAAUCGAUACAUUUUGCGCAUUGUUCAUGUGCUAUACAUUGGUUAUCUAAGUGUCCAGAAGAGUUAUUAGAUGAGAAAUCCCCUGCAUGGAAUAAAGGAUUGAUUCACUAUGUAGAUGCCUCAAAUAUUGAAGUAGUGAAUGCCUAUAUUGCUCAAUUCAACAAGGAUAUGGAAGUUUUCUUGAAUGCAAGAGCUGAGGAGAUUGUUGAAGGAGGAAUGAUGGUGCUACUUUCACCAUAUUCUGGUUAUCGUUACCUCAAAUUUUUUGCAUCUAGUCUUACGGAUUUGGUGAAUGAGGGAAUGCUAGAUGAAUCUCUAGUCGACUCAUUCAAUGUGCCAGUGUAUUUUCCCUCUCCUAAAGACAUGACUAAAGUGGUAGAGAAAAAUGGUUGUUUUAACAUUGAGAGAAUAGAGUUGACAUAUCCCCCAUCAAAGCUUGUGGAUGAGGCUGAUGCAAAAAGUUUAAUCAUAAACCUAAGGGCGGUUUUAGAAGGACUUUUCAUCAAUCACUUUGGGAGUAAAAUUGCAGAAGAAGCUUUUGCAAGGACUAUUCUCAAAAGUGAAGAGAUUUCAGCGUGGAUGAAAAUUGAUUGCGAGAAAGCAUGCCAAUUAUUUGUCGCUUUGAAACGUAAAUGAAUUUCUUGUUGGAUAUUUGCAUCUAUUACCGCUACAGGUUUCUGGAAUAAGUAGUUGUUUAGUUAUAUGAGAAGCCUAAUAUUUGACUUCAAUUCUUAGAAUAUUUAGUUUCUUAGUUAAAGUAAGAGUCUGCUACUACUUUGUUUAUUUGAAUUUUUAAUGCCUUAUGAUUAAUGAAAUUUUAAGAGACGGAUUUUCAUCUAUA